This is a messenger RNA of Trametes versicolor FP-101664 SS1, 429 nucleotides long. RefSeq lists its product as uncharacterized. Gene Ontology annotation, molecular function: RNA binding. The transcript has 3 exons. NCBI's taxonomy places the organism in Eukaryota, Fungi, Basidiomycota, Agaricomycetes, Polyporales, Polyporaceae. The record is from RefSeq and is a predicted model, not a curated record. The annotation marks the transcript as partial.
CCCCAGCAGCAGCAACCACCACCGCAUGCCGCGCCCGCACCCGCUGCGCCCGCACCGUCUGCUCCGAAGACGUGGGCGUCGCUCGCUGCUACGGGCGCGAAGAGCUGGGGUACCGCCGUCGCCGCCCAGUCCCGCGGCACCAGCGAAGCGCCCGCGCCCAGCACGCGGCAAGACGCGCAUCCCGCUUUGAUCGCCGCGCAGAACGUCCAGACAGCGCAAUGUUUCAUCAAGGGCGUCACUGAGAACAUCACCGAUGCGGCGCUCCGGACAACUCUUACCGCACGCUUCGGGCCGGUCAAGGAGCUCGAGAUCGUCCGGAGCAAGGUGUGCGCGUUCCUCGAGUUCAACCAGCUCGAGGCCACGCGCCAGAGACCAGUGAGGCGCCGGCGGGCAAAGAGCUCGAGAUCGCCCGUGUUCGGUGUUGUGUAG